Messenger RNA from Rhodamnia argentea, 1841 nucleotides. RefSeq names its product aarF domain-containing protein kinase 1. Lineage: Eukaryota; Viridiplantae; Streptophyta; Magnoliopsida; Myrtales; Myrtaceae. The record is from RefSeq and is a predicted model, not a curated record. The transcript has 16 exons. The coding region runs from base 103 to 1806 and encodes 567 amino acids.
UUUAAGGGGGAAAAAUUCAAAAAGGCCGAGGCGGUCGGAAUUGGACAGAGAGGUCGUCCGGUUUGUGCCCUCGGUUUCUCUCGACAGGCGCGAGAGGGAGCGAUGCCGCCAUUGGAGGAUCUUCUUCGAGCGAUGAAGCCUCCGCGGAUUCCCAAGCUUCCCGCCAAGGCCAAGGCCUCGCUUCUACUGCUCACCGCCACUGGCCUCACCUUCCAAGCAGCUUCCGCCUCCGACCUUCUCUCGUUCGCUCGCCAUCCUUCCCUCGCCUCUCCUCCUUCGAAUUUCGACAGCGAGGUCGGGGCAUUGAUCGAUGGCGUCGUGCGCUCCUCUCGUGCCGUCUCCACGAUCGCGAUCACUGUUGUGGACUACGAGCUCUCCUUGCGCGGGCUUUCGCGGGACUCCGAGGAUUAUUUUCGCAAAUUAUCUGAGGUACAUUCACGGUCAGCUAAGAGAAUUUUGAGGUUAUGCGAAGCCAACAAAGGCUUCUACGUCAAAGCUGGUCAAUUUGUUGCAGCCAUUAGGCAGGUUCCUGAGGAAUAUAUAUCAAAGCUUUCCUCAUUACAGGAUAAGGCAGUCCCUUGUUCUUUCAAGGCAAUAAGAGAUGUACUAAUCAACAACUUUGGACAAGAUUUAUCAUGCAAAUUCUGUUCAUUUGAUGAAGUGCCAAUAGCUGCUGCAUCUAUAGCUCAGGUUCAUCAUGCAGUGCUAAAAGACAGUCAUGAAGUAGCAGUUAAGGUACAAUACCCAGGGUUAGACCGCCAGAUGAAACUAGACACGAUGAUCAUGUCUUUCCUCUCAAAGUCCAUCACGUGGCUCUUUCCAGAGUACCGAUUUGAUUGGCUGGUAGGAGAAUUUGUCAAAGCUAUCUCCUUAGAACUUGAUUUUAUCCAGGAGGGAAAAAAUGCAGAGAGAACUGCCAAGAACUUUAUCUCCAAUGACAAGGUCAAGGUCCCUAAAGUAGUGUGGGAGUUGACAACAAGCCAGGUUCUGACGAUGGAAUUUUGCAGGGGAAACAAGGUCGAUGAUUCAGAAUAUCUGGCAAAGAUGGGAAUAGAUCCAACAAAGGUUGCAAGAGCGCUGGUGGAAGUCUUUGCUGAAAUGAUAUUUGUUCAUGGGUUCGUGCAUGGAGAUCCUCACCCUGGUAAUAUAUUAGUUUCUCCAGAGGGCAAAUCUGGAUUUUGUUUAGUUAUUCUUGAUCAUGGGAUUUACAAACAACUGGAUGAGCAAUUUAGAAUGGACUAUUGUGAGCUCUGGAAAGCUCUGAUUUUUUCCGAUUCGGCUAGAGUACAGCAGCUUAGUGAACGGUUUGGUGUUGGCAAGUAUUCUAGAUAUUUCCCCCUCAUUUUAACUGGAAGAACCAUCGACAGUAAAUCAGCUCUUGGGGAGGCUAUGUCAGUUGAGGAGAAAAGGAAGUUAAAGAAAGAUCUCAAAUCCUUACGAAUGGAGGAUGUGUCAUCAUUUAUGGAAGCUCUGCCUUCCGACUUCCUAAUAGUCAUCCGUGCAGAUGGGCUACUAAGGGCCACCAUUCGCAAGUUACGUGCUUCUCAACGAGUGAGGCUGUUAACUUAUGCAAGAUUCGCACUAUAUGGUCUUUUCCAAGAGCGAACUACUCAGUCUGGUUCUGCGGCUGCAGGAUUCUUCUCCAAACUCAGGAGAAGCCUGAAUUACCUUCAAUUGAGAGCUGCCCUUGGAGUGCUGGAGUUACUUUCCUGGAUGGAAAGGACAAGGCGGUUGCUAUUUGAGAUUGUAAACCUUCUGUACGUGACCGCAGGGCAGUUUGUUAGAGGACUCUAUUUAACUUCCUGAUUGUAGAUCUUGUUGCAUUAGUCAGCUUAAAAUUU